Molecule: messenger RNA, 3864 nt
Organism: Acanthochromis polyacanthus (spiny chromis)
Lineage: Eukaryota; Metazoa; Chordata; Actinopteri; Pomacentridae
Product: Transmembrane protein 179-like
Exons: 4
Coding region: 193-930 (245 amino acids)
Source: RefSeq, a predicted model, not a curated record
CUGUGGAUCUUGGGCGGAGUGAUCCCUCCUCUCUCCUCUUGCUCUCUGUCGCUACGUGCGGAUAGUUGUGUAACGGCUCGGUCUCCGCCCUGCAGCUUUAAAUACCUUCACACCGGGGCCGUUGCAUGGGUAAAUACACGGGGGUGUGUUGGUACUGCGGUUUGUUUUUCCACUCUGUUCUGUUUUGCUAACAUGGAGCUGGACCGGCGGCUGCUGCUGGCCCACUGCGCGGCUCACGCCCUCUCGGUGGCGGCGGGUCUGCUGGUAGUCGUCCCCAUGGCGCUCAACGGCUCCGCGUUCAAAGGCCGCUGCGCCCUCUUCUCCACCGGCUACUGGAGGACCGAGGAGCGGCCCGAGCUUAUGGGGCAGACCGGGGACGAGUCCCGGCUGGUGGUGCAACAGUGGGGCCCGCCGGCUGCCUGCCAGUUCGGCACGUUCGUGGGUAUUUUCACGGUGCUGUACGGAGCCGCGCAGGGCUGGAGGUGUCUGCUGUAUCUGCACGGACGACACGACGACACCCUGUUCUCGUCCUUCCUCACCGUCGUGCUGAGUGUGUGCGUCCUCUUCCUGUCUGGAGGCGCCAGCGUCCUCGUUUCUCUGGGGUUCAGCUCCUGGUGCGACACUGUGACCAAUGACAACACGCGACCCUACAGCUGUGCAGAGUCCCAGUCUGUCCCACUUUACCUGGACGUGGACACUUCGUCUUUCUACACAGAGCUCAGCCUGGCUCAGGCGUCUCUGUGGUUCGUCACGGCUCUGUGGUUGAUUCAGUCCAUCCUGGCCUUCCUGCGGCUCUACCACUCCCACAGCCAACACAUCAGCGGCCCCUGUCUGCCCCGAGAGAAGGAGCUGCUGCUGGGCCACAGUCCGUCUGGCAGCGGCUCCCCCUCACCUCCACAUCCUCCAGCAACGCCCACCGUCUUAGUCUAACCGGGAGGGCACGAGGUAGUGGUACAAGGCGUCACACUUAUGUUGUAAUUUACACCUCAUCCUGUUCACUAUCACAACUGAUAACAUCCACUCUGCAGUUCUUACUUCCUGUUUUGAUAUUAUGAAUCGUCUUGUACAACAGCCAGAAUUAUUGUGUGUGUUUGCUAUCAACCAAUAGGCAGAGAGAAACUGCAGCACAGAAAUGCCAAAGAUCUGUUGGAAGUCUUUAUUAAAUUGCUCUCUGAUGGCCACAUUUCAGGAAUGAAAGGUUUUCUACUGGAUGAUCUGUUCAAAUCUUAAAUGUCAAAAUGCUAUUGUCCUUUAAUAUCCAUUAUCAUUGGGGCUAUAUUAUAUAAUUGGGAUGAGCAGAGCCAACAUCACUCACAUUACUUUGCUCUGCCAUCUGUUUUAUAGUCCGUCUAUAAAAAUCUAAACGCCCACAUGCUGCGGUCAAAGAGUAUUUCCACAUUCCUCAAAAUCUCUUCUAGCCUUUUGGAUCAAUAUUUAUUUAGUUCUCGGAAUGAUAAAAAAAAAAGAUUUUUAAUACGUUUUCCAAGUUGUGAUUGGAUUUUCUGUCCAUAUAGCGAUAAAUGAUGCCAGAUCAUCAGAUCAUUUACGAUUUCAACAGACUGUUAAUAUCCAAUAUUAUCAGUAAUGCAAGAGAUUGGUUCGGUUUAUAAGAUAAUGUACAAAGUAGGUUUGGAUGUGGUUUCACUUGCAACUAAAUUUAAUUUUUUUGGAAAUAAAAAAUCUGGCACAGGAAGCUGAUUUAUUUUUGAAUGAUUUCAGAAUUACAUAAAUUCAACAUUGUGUAUUUACUUUGUGCGACAGACGAUAACAGAAAUACAUUGUUUUGUAUGAAAUUAUAUAAUAAUAUUAACAUCCUUAAAGACAGAUAAAGACUUAAAAUAACUUGUUAUAAUUUUGGUUUAUGGUGCACAAAUGAAUUGAAACCAUAGGUCAUUUCCAGUUACAUUUCUUAAAUGGAGUUGCAGCUUGGAAAACUGGUUAAACGUGUUUUUAAUCAUUUUGUUGUUAGACAAGUCUUUGAAAAGGAAACAGAACAGCCCUUAGUGUUGUUCAUCAAGCUUUCUGGUUUUUCAAAACUCUGGGGUAUUUAUUGUUCAGUUAAAGCUGCAGGUGGCAGAAAUGUGGAAAAAGCUAAAUUUAAAAAAAAAAACACACCAGAAUGUGAAAAUGUACAGCUCUUCCCUUGCAUCACUCCUCUCUCUGUUCUUCCACCAGACAAGUAAAAGCAUGUUUUCACUCUUCAGACACACAAAAUAGGUCAAGUUAACAGUAAAUUAAUCAUUUUCUGCUUCACACACAAUUGUAAUGUUCCUUCAUCUCCCUUCAUACAUUUACUAAAGCCUGGAAACAGAGCAAAGAGGAGGUUCAGGAAUUUACUUUACCUCUCCAAACACUUGAAUUAUAAUAUGCUGAAAAGCUGGAAAAUAAACAUUUUUCCCAGUGAUGCCAAAAAAAACGCUUCCUACUACAGCUUUAAAUCUUAAUAGGUUAGAAACGUCUAACGUGGCAUGAAAAUAACAGAUAACACUAAAAACUAGAGGUAAGCUUAUGAAGGUUCAAAAAAAAAUAGCAAAACAGCCGUCAGAAUUAAGAAAGCUAAAAUGAGCCAAACCAUUUACCAGAGAGUUUACAGUAGAGUUGAAUUCAGUUUGAGGUACAGAGGUCUUUAAUGUGUGUUUAGCAGCAAACAUGAAGGCUUCGUUUCCGUGUCUGUUUCUAUAGCAGCGGGUUCAGGAUGUGUCUUGUGAUCUGCAAUUAUGGCUGAAAAUGAGCCGCGUGAAAUCAGUUUUCAAAGAUGUGACUGACGUUUGUUCAGAAUGGCUUUAUAGAUAAACAUAUUGCCAAUGAUUUAAGUGAUGCUUAAAGAGAAAAAGAUGAUGAGGUAAUGUUGAGUCCAGCAUGUGAAGACGUUCAUGUGUAGCAGUAAGUGGUAGGAAGGAGGCAGCCUUUAGGACUCACGUCUAAAAUUAAACACCAACUUCAGGCUAAACUUAACACUGUCUUCUGGCACAAAGACAAAAAUAGAAGCUGACAUCAGAUUAGCUGCAGUAUUCAGUGAUCUAAUAACCAUGGUGUUACUUAGAGCUUAUUUUCUGUCAUGUUACUAUGAUUUUGUGAUUCAAAGCUUGAUAGUUCAUUGACGUCACUGAUGACACUGCAUUAGCCCAGAUGGUGUUUUUUAUUCCAGCCUGUUGUGCUCACACAGUAUUUACCAUGCAUGAUUGUUUACAUUCCUGCUGGAGCUCGACAUUUUGCACAGUUGUGUCCUCAUCAGGGAGAAUACAUGUUUGUUCUGAGUGUAAUAUUCAGAUGGAGCACUGAGAUGCUUUUAUUGUGAAGAAGCAUGUGGUGAGAGUGUGACUGAGCCACCAUGUUCGUGAAACAGGCUCACUGUGUGAGCAUGACCCGAAUGUUCUGUUGUGUAACAGGAAAAAUGGCAGCUGAGCUUCUCUCUUCUUGUGACGAUUUUCACCAUGAUGCUGUUUGUGUGGACGCAGCUGCUUGCAGGGCCUCAGCGAAGCAGUUAGAUCUAAACGUUCAGCGAUCAGAUAGUUUUUACACUGAGAGAGAUUUAUGUGGAGCCAAGCGGGGUCAAUUCAGAGGCAAGAAGUUCUUAACUUUGCUGAGUUUUUGAAACAAAUGAUUCAAAGAAUUUAAAGUUUCUCCUGUUGUCAUCGAUUCGAGCAGCUGUAAUGACACACAGACAGUGGAGCAGAAAAUCUGAAGUAGAGAGACAAGACAGCGCUGUCCUAUGAAGCUACUGUAAAAUAUGAAAUGUUUAGUAUUUGAACUGACUGUUGUCUUGCUUUUUAACUCCUAUACCUGUUUGUUCUCAUUCAUAUUCAUGUUUUGUUGUUUUUAUUUGUCUUGUUUUCAAAUAAAACACUUCCUAUUGCAAAAGAA